Molecule: messenger RNA, 2363 nt
Organism: Arabidopsis arenosa
Lineage: Eukaryota; Viridiplantae; Streptophyta; Magnoliopsida; Brassicales; Brassicaceae
Source: the annotation of a GenBank genome assembly
AUCCAACUCAAAGAACCUCACUAAACUCAAAUCUUCCUCUCAGUUUCUUCCAUUCUUCUUCCUCAACCUUCCGAUUUAUCGGAUUAUUCUAAAAUACCCAAAAUGGAAUCCCAUGGAAAAACCCAUCAGAAAGAGCAGGAUGGUGAUCUCUCUCCGAAACCCAUAACGUUGUCUAAGUAUUCGAACCGGGUCGAGUUAAAGACUCUGCUUGAUCGGAGCGACCGUGGCGCAGCAUUGGCCGGGAAAAGGGUUGUGAUUGGUGGUUGGGUUAAGUCUGCUAGAGCGGUUAAGAAAGAUUCUCCUCCUCCUCCUCCGCCUGUAGUUGCCGUCCCUUCGCCGUCUAGUGGUGGGGAUCAAGCUCAUACCACGGCGAACAUUAGGUGCACGGAGAUAAUUCAAUCGAAAAUGAAUAUUUUCAGGAGAUUUUUCGAUGUGUUGAGCGGCGGUGGGAAGACUUAUCCAAUCUUUGAUAAGACGGAACUCGCUGGUCAGAAGGCCGUGCCACCACCGGAGUAUGUUUUUUACUUCUUGAUCAGUGAUGGCUCCUCCAUCUCCAGUCUCCAGGUUGUUGUUGAUUCUGCGUUGUCAACUGUUCCAGCAACUCAACUUAUGGCUCUAGGGACCUGUAUUGUAGCUGAAGGUGUGUUAAGACUACCAUUGGCUGCUUCUGCAAAACAUGUAAUUGAGCUUGAGGCGGAGAAGCUUCUUCAUGUUGGAACAGUGGAUCCAGAGAAGUAUCCACUCUCGAAGAAACAGCUUCCUCUGCAUAUGCUUAGAGACUUCUCUCAUUUCAGACCCCGCACAACUACGGUUGGGUCGGUGACUCGAGUCCACAGUGCGCUAACCUUAGCAAGCCACACAUUCCUUCAGUACCAUGGGUUUCAGUAUGUUCAAGUACCAGUCAUCACAACCACUGGUUUUGGCGAAAUGUUUAGGGUCACUACUCUUUUAGGUAAAACUGAUGAUAAAGAGGAGAAAAAGCCUGUCAAAGAAAAAGAUGGAUUUAGCAUUGACACCGUAAAGGCUGCAAUAAAGGAAAAGACUAGGCUUAUUGAUCACCUCAAGAGGUCUGACAGCAACCGGGAAGCUGUGGUUGCUGCUGUACACGACUUGAAGAAAACGGGCGAUCUUGCAUCUCAGCUUGAGAUGAAACAAAAAUCCAAAACAGGAACUUUGGUCAAAUCUGAGAAGCUUGAUUUCUCAAAAGAUUUCUUUGGUUGCGACGCUUAUCUGACUGCUUCUGGGAGGUUUCAUCUUGAGAGCUAUGCCUCUGCACUUGGAAAAGUUUAUACCUUCGGACCAAGAUUCAUAGCUGAUAAAAUUGACAAUGCAAGGCAUUUGGCAGAGAUGUGGAAUGUGGAAACCGAGAUGGCUUUCUCGGAAUUGGAUGAUGCUAUGGAUUGUGCUGAUGAAUACUUCAAGUUCCUCUGCAAAUAUGUUCUGGAAAAUCGUCAGGAAGACAUGAAAUUCAUAUCCAAAAGAGUUGACAAGACCAUCACCACACGUCUCGAGGCAACUGCAUCCAGCUCUCUUUUGAGAUUCUCUUAUACCGAAGCAAUCAGUCUUCUGCAAAAGGCAACCACUACAAAAUUUGAAACCAAGCCUGAGUGGGGAGUAGCUUUAACAACAGAGCAUCUAAGUUAUCUAACUGAUGAGAUUUACAAGGGUCCUGUAAUCAUACAUAGCUACCCGAAAGCAGUUAAACAGUUUUACGUACGGUUGAAUGAUGAUAAGAAGACUGUAGCAGCAUUUGAUCUGGUCGUACCAAAGGUUGGUGUUGUGAUCACCGGGAGCCAAAAUGAAGAACGGUUUGAGAUUUUGAAUGCCAGGAUCGCGGAAUUUGGAUUAUCGAGGGAGAAGUUUGAGUGGUACCUAGAUUUAAGGAGGCAUGGGACAGUGAAACAUUCAGGAAUAAGCCUAAGUAUGGAACAAAUGCUUCUGUUUGCAACCGGACUUCCUGAUAUCAAAGACGCCAUUCCUUUCCCAAGAAGUUGGGGCAAGGCAAACAAUUAAAGGCUUAAAGCAGCCUCAAGCUUUUUAUGUACAAACUCUCAGUUACAUUGUUAUGUAUAUCCUAUGUAACCAUACUUGGGUGAAAUAAAAAGGAAUCGUAUACCACAUUGUUCAUAAUGAUUCUGGGGAAAAUUGUAAAUAAGCUAUAAGAUAUCAAAACCUAUGAGAACUGGCAUGUAGACUUAAGAUUUGAUGUUCUAUAGUUGAUUCAAAAAUAAUUAUCCAACCACACAAUUUCUGUGUAAUUCUCUCACUAGUCAAUUUUGUGUUGUCAGAUGUAUAAAACUGGCUGAUAGCAGUUUGACUCUUUCGGUUUCUGUAAGCUUUUGAAAUAUAGUUUGAAUUUUGCA